GUUGUUUCAUAACGUCUUGUUCAUAGAAACAUUAAAGCGAAUCUAGCGAGGUUUUAAGUAACCUCCGGUUUUUGUGAUUUAAGAUUAUUUUUUUAUUGACGUGGAAAUCUCAUCACCGGGGAAAGAUGACGUAUGCAAAAAUCGGUUACGGUGGAAGUUAUCUAGUGAAACGCGGCGUAUUGGAGCAUCCGUGUGGAUCCGAUCAUAAUGCGAGAUUGCUUUCAUCGUCGUUCCCGAUCAAUCAAGGCGGGAAUAGGCGAUCUAGCCUUGGAACGAUCACGGCGUCGAUAGCGGAGACCGUAACGGAGAUAGAGAAACAGAGAUGUGGAAGAAGAAGCGGAGGGAGAAGCAGAGGAGGUGGAGGAGAUAGUAGAGCCGUGGAGGCGGAGCGUGAGAAGCUAGACAGGUGGAUGAAGGAAUCGGUGACGGAGAUCGUUAAGAAUUUAAGUGAAGCGCCGUUGUUAGUCCAUUUGUACACCGGAGAAAAGGAGGAGGGAACGGUGGUUGUGAUGAAAGCGGAGGAAUGGGCGGCGGUGAAAGGGAGAUGGGAGAGAGGAGAGGCGGAGAUGCCGGAGGGGAUUGUAUUUGUGGAGCAGUUAGGAGCGGCGGAGGAGAGUUGUGGCUGUGGUUUUGACGGUGGCGACGGCACACGUGCGUGGGGGUUGGUGGUACAAGGGAAAGGAGUUGAGUGUGGGCCGGUUUGUUAUCUGCUUAAGACGACCCGUGUCGGGUCAGUGUCAGGGUCAGGAUCCGGGUCGGGUUUGGGUAUGCGGUGUACGCAUUUCUGUUUAGCUAAGGUGUCGAGUUUUAGAGAGACUAGUGAAUCUCAGCUUAAGAAUUGUUGGCUUGUGGGAAAUUGAUAAUGAAGCCUUUUGUAUAAUCUUGUAAAUAAAUAUUUGACCAAAUU
Messenger RNA from Arabidopsis arenosa, 907 nucleotides. Lineage: Eukaryota; Viridiplantae; Streptophyta; Magnoliopsida; Brassicales; Brassicaceae. The record is from the annotation of a GenBank genome assembly.